AUGUACACAUCCUACGAAAUUGUAUGUCGAACCAACAUCCCGGCCUUCAAACUCAAACACUCUGUCGUUCGCCGCCGAUACUCAGACUUUGAAUAUUUCCGUGACAUCCUUGAGCGCGAGUCGUCCCGUGUCACCAUCCCGCCGUUGCCAGGGAAAGUGUUCACGAACCGGUUCAGUGACGAAGUAAUUGAGCACAGAAGGGAAGGGUUGCAGCGGUUUCUGCAGAUUGUGGCUGGCCAUCCUCUGCUGCAGACAGGAAGUAAAGUGCUGGCGAGUUUUAUUCAGGACCCGAACUGGGAUCGGAAUGCAUGGUGA
Messenger RNA from Talaromyces atroroseus, 315 nucleotides. RefSeq names its product Sorting nexin-3. The transcript has 2 exons. The record is from RefSeq and is a predicted model, not a curated record. Gene Ontology annotation, molecular function: phosphatidylinositol-3-phosphate binding. Gene Ontology annotation, biological process: endocytic recycling; late endosome to Golgi transport. Gene Ontology annotation, cellular component: retromer complex; early endosome membrane. The coding region runs from base 1 to 315 and encodes 104 amino acids. Lineage: Eukaryota; Fungi; Ascomycota; Eurotiomycetes; Eurotiales; Trichocomaceae.